AUGAACGUCAAAGCAUUAAAACUGCAUUCCUGCAAUGCUGAGGAACACUUUUCCUUAGUUGAAAAAGCUACCUGCAAUCUAAAUAUAUCUAGUUUGUCAGAGAAAGAGAGUUUGUUGGAGGCAAGGCCUCAGAGAACAGAAAUUGUUAGGUCAAUCCAUUGAGGAUAAGUAUGUCAAUGGCAAAACCUGAGAAAAUGGAAAUUGCAAUGUUCAACACGACACCAAUGAAUAGGGUUGCAAGCAAGAAUCAGUCAAAAUUGAAAGUUUGAACUUACUGAGAGAUGUGGACAAGUGGAAAUUCUGAAUAAAAAUCCCUUGACACCCUAAAAUUCCAAGUGUGACAGCUUAUGGCAGAGAAAGGACAGCCUAAAAUUCAAGUGUGACAUGCUUAUGGCAGAGAAAGAUGAGAUGAAUGCUAAGGUAAAAACACUAGUUGCAGACUUGAGUUCACGAGACAUUCAAAUUGGUCAAAUGGAGGAGCAUCUCCGGAGCAAGCAUAUGGAAAAUGUGGAACUGAUUGCAGGGUCUGAAAGUGUGCAAAAGCAAGUACAUGAAUUAAGAUUGAGAGCAGUGGAGUUGGAGAAGGAGGUGGACAGGCAAAGAGGUGAGCUUUCUGCUGGGGCUGAGGAAAAAAGGGAAGCAAUAAGGCAGCUUUGUAUGUCAUUGGAUCAUUAUAGGAGUGGAUAUAAAGAGCUUUGUCAAGUAUUUGUUCAACACAAGCGGCAUAUAGUUAUGGCUUCCUGAAGUCUCAUGUUUGUAUCAAUGGACUAGUAAGGUUUGUUUGGCUCAUUAAAUGUUUUCCAUUAUGUUGUGUUUGUCUAUGAAAACAAUUGUUUGCUACUAAAACUUCGUUUCUUGCUGAAAAGUUUUGGACAUCAAAGGAUAGUAUAUUAAUUAGUUCAUGAUAAAAUUUAGCUCA
Messenger RNA from Jatropha curcas, 919 nucleotides. Its product is annotated as protein NETWORKED 4A. NCBI's taxonomy places the organism in Eukaryota, Viridiplantae, Streptophyta, Magnoliopsida, Malpighiales, Euphorbiaceae. Gene Ontology annotation, molecular function: actin binding. Gene Ontology annotation, cellular component: vacuolar membrane. The record is from RefSeq and is a predicted model, not a curated record.